Messenger RNA from Microthlaspi erraticum, 1128 nucleotides. Lineage: Eukaryota; Viridiplantae; Streptophyta; Magnoliopsida; Brassicales; Brassicaceae. The record is from the annotation of a GenBank genome assembly.
AUGACCGUCGACGGGCUACACAGCUCGUUGCUCGUUCAUGAGCAAAAGAUACGCCGUAGAGGAAAUGAAGAGCAAGUACUCAAGGUAGAGUACGAUCACCAAUCUGGACGAGGAAGAGGAAGGGGUUACUCUGGCAGAGGAGGUAGCAGCACUACCAGAGGAAGAGGAGGAACCAGACCACCUCUUAACAGAGCCACCGUCGAGUGUUUUAGGUGUCACAAGCUGGGGCAUUUUCAGUAUGAGUGCCCUACUACUGAAAAAGGAGCAAAUUACGUGGAGGUUGACGAGGGAGAGCCGUUGCUUCUGAUGGCACAUACAGAGAUCACAGAGAAGGAAGUUAGAGGGCUGUGGUUUCACGACUCAGGCUGCUCGAACUACAUGACGGGAAACAAAGAAUGGUUCAUGGAGCUUGAUGACAAUUUCAGACAUGGUGUGAGGCUGGGAAACAGUUCGAGAAUGGAGGUUAUCGGAAAAGGAGAUGUCAAAUUUGAGGUCGAAGGACUGACUCAAAUUGGUGUAGAAGUUCUGAUUAGCGAGGGAAGAUGCAAGUUAUUUCGCCCUCGAAGAGGCCUGAUUGUGAACACUAAAAUGACUGCAAAUCGCAUGUUCAUAGUGUCUGAAAUCAUGAAGAUCGAUAUGGAUAAAUGUCUGAAGGUUGAAGAAGAUGAGAAAGCAUGUCUUUGGCACAAACGCUACGGUCAUCUCAACAACACAUCCAUCCGAGCUAUGCUUGACAAGCAGUUGGUGAAAGGGCUCCCUCAAAUGAAAGAAGCAUCAAAGGUGUGUGAAGUUUGCAACAUUGUGAAGCAACAUCGUGAAGCUAUUCCCAAGAAGAGUCAAUGGAGAGAAACAGAGAAGCUGAAGCUCAUUCACGCUGGUUUGUGCGGUCCCAUAUCUCCAAUCUCUCACAGUGGGAAAAAGUACAUCUUUCUCCUGGUUGAUGAUUUUAGUCGUAAGAGUUGGAUAUAUCUUCUUUCGGAGAAGAAUGAGGCAUUUGAUGUUUUUAAGACUUUCAAAAGUCUUGUGGAGAAGGAAGCAGGAACAUCGUUAUGUUCUUUGAGAACAGAUAGAGGAGGAGAGUUCACCUCAAAUGCUUUCAAUCAAUUCUGCAAGGAGCAUGGGAUUUAA